ACAUUAGGAAAGCGCUUUGGAUGUAUCUUCACAUGUUUACGAUACCGAGCAGUACACAUCGAAGUAGCAGAAGACUUAUCGACCGAUAGUUUCAUCAACACCGUCCUACGCUUUGUUGGUCGAAGAGGUGCACCUCGCAUCAUCUACAGCGACAACGGCACCAAUUUCAAAGGAUCAGAAGCUGACGUGAUCGAAGCUUUGAAGUCAUGGGACGUGGAAAGGAUCCAAGGUUCGCUAUCACGCAGAGGUGUUGAAUGGGUGUUGAAUCCCCCGUUAGCUAGUCAUCAAGGAGGCGUUUGGGAACGCUUAAUACGUUCAACUAAGAAGAUUUUGCGCUCAUUGGUCGGACAACGCGAACUAAAUGACGAAAGUUUACGUACACUCAUGGUAGAAGUCGAGAAAAUAAUGAACGACCGACCAAUUACGCCAGUCUCAAGUGACCCACACGAUUUAGAAGCACUUACCCCUAAUCAUAUACUCCUUCUACGUCAGAACCCUUCAACGUCAGCCGGUGAGUUUGACAGAUUGGACAAGUUCAAGGCAAGAUGGAAACACGUUCAGAUGUUAGCAGAUACGUUCUGGGAAAGAUGGAAAAAUGAAUAUUUGCCCACUUUACAGGAAACUCGAAAAUGGUUGAAGAAGAUGCCCAAUUUCAGUGUUGAAGAUUUGGUACUUAUGGUCGACAAGGAUGUUCCGAAAGGAUUGGUCAA
Messenger RNA from Paramuricea clavata, 710 nucleotides. The record is from the annotation of a GenBank genome assembly. NCBI's taxonomy places the organism in Eukaryota, Metazoa, Cnidaria, Anthozoa, Malacalcyonacea, Plexauridae.